Molecule: messenger RNA, 1627 nt
Organism: Dendronephthya gigantea
Lineage: Eukaryota; Metazoa; Cnidaria; Anthozoa; Malacalcyonacea; Nephtheidae
Product: type I iodothyronine deiodinase-like
Exons: 2
Molecular function (GO): thyroxine 5'-deiodinase activity
Source: RefSeq, a predicted model, not a curated record
GAUAAUCCAUACUCAUGACAUUAGCCUAGAGGCCGCACGACUAAACAGUACUUGGCUCUUUUAGUGAGAAGAGUUGGCCAGCGUCAGUUAUGCAAUCGUUACCACAAGUUCAGCAGAGCAUCACAGCUUUGAUUUCGCUCAAAUGCGUCCUUGCUACAUUGGGCUUGGUCGUAGAGUUCAUCGUAUGCCGUUUCUUUCAUGCUGUUCCGCUAUUUCACGCGAUUGUCGAAAAGCAGAUCACGCAGAAAGCACAGUUGAAGAUGGUGAAAGAACAUUAUUGGGAUUCCUUAUUCGGAUGGCAAAUGUUCAAAGAAUGUUGGAAUAUGAAGGUCAUGGAUUUACGGAAGCAGGUUAGCGAAGGAACGGAGGUCGUGGAUUCGCCUCUUAUCAGCGCGGAUGGAACGAAAUGUGUACGCCUUUCAGAGCUUGCCCGAAUUGGACGGCCUUUGGUCCUGAACUUUGGCAGCUCAAGCUGACCUCCAUUCAUGGCGAAAUUGGCCAGGUUCAAUGAGAUCGUACGAGACUUCAACGAUCUGGCUGAUUUUGCGAUUAUCUACAUAUCUGAAGCUCAUGCCAUGGACGGCUGGGCUUUUAAGAACAACUACGAGAUUCGUCAGCAUCAAAACCUGGACGAAAGACUUGAAGCAGCGAAGCAUGUCUUGGCCAGAAACCCUCCCUGUCCUGUGUUUGUGGACUCGAUGGCAAACACUAUGAAGACGGCCUACGCUGCUCUUCCAGAAAGAUUGUAUGCGAUCGAGGAAGACAGGAUCGCAUACGUCGGAGACCUGGGACCCGAUGGUUACAACCUGCAAGAACUACGGCGAUGGUUGACGGAGUACAGAAAUAACUCAAGGCGCAGAACGUGGACGAGAUAACGGAAAGAAAAUGGACGUAUCGAAGUUUGGAUUAAAUAUGAAUGCAAUUGUAAAUACUUGGACAGGCAAUUCCCAGAAAACUGCCCGUAUUUGUGGUAUAUCUACUACAAAUGCAUAUUCUUAUAUAAUAACCAAAGUUGUAAAUAAUAAUAACAUAUAUUCUUCAAACGAAUAGGCAGUAUAUACAAUAUAUAGCCUAUUCAUUCGUUUGACAUUUAAACAGUGAACUCAAAUGGAUCGAUACUUUGCCGCCAUCUUUGAAUAAGCUGAAUUGACCGACAGUUGAGUUUGCAAAAAGAAAUUAUAAGUUGUUUAGGGGUACCUAGCUUGCUAAAAACAGCUAGAAUUAGACGAGAUGUAUUAUAUUUUUGGAUUACUUUUUAUAUAUGACCUAAAGAUUGAGUUGUUCGCUGCCGCUGGUAUCCUAGUAUUGCACAACCAUGGCUUCAUGCAAUAAUAUCGUUUCAUGCAAUAAUAUCGUUUUAAUGAUAAGUAAUCGAUCCUGUUAUUAUUGAGUUCACUGCAUGCAAGCAGUACGCAGCAAUUUCAUACGUAUACUAAGGCUUUCCUCUUUUGUGGGUGAGCCCUAGUAGUAAUUACAAAUAAUAGAUCACCAUAUUGUAUUGAUGUUAUUAUUCAUGGAACAUACGUAUGAUUGUCCAGAUAGAAACGCCAGUCAGUGCGGGUUCUGGACAUGAUGUUUUUGUGUGAUUCUGAAAAAUAUUAAAAUAUACUACAGUGAUUUAUCAAUA